Heteronotia binoei (common prickly gecko) is the source of this 3987-nucleotide messenger RNA. RefSeq names its product transmembrane protein 106B (gene TMEM106B). NCBI's taxonomy places the organism in Eukaryota, Metazoa, Chordata, Lepidosauria, Squamata, Gekkonidae. The transcript has 8 exons. Bases 177 to 989 code for a protein of 270 amino acids. Gene Ontology annotation, biological process: lysosomal transport; lysosome organization; lysosome localization. The record is from RefSeq and is a predicted model, not a curated record. Gene Ontology annotation, cellular component: lysosomal membrane.
CGUGCUGAGCUGAAUCCGAGCAUACCCGCCGUAACUCCGCGGUUGUUUCCCCCUGUUGUGCCUUAUUGCUCUGCUUCUGCAAUAGGUUCUUUCUCAUUUAUCUCCCCCCCCCCCGGUGACGCAUCGAAAUCGACAAGUGGGAGCAGCUUGCGGGGACGCCGCCAGCAGGAGCAGACAUGGGGAAAUCCUUUUCAUUACCUUCCCAUUUAUCUAGAGAAGAUGGAAGUUCAUCUGACAAUAUGAAGAAUUGCUUGGUGCAUUCAGAAUCACACAGCGAAGAUGGAAGAGGUGGAGAUGUGUCGCAAUUUCCAUAUGUUGAAUUUACAGGAAGGGAUAGUGUCACGUGUCCCACAUGUCAGGGAACAGGGAGAAUCCCACGAGGACAAGAAAACCAGCUGGUUGCCUUGAUUCCAUACAGUGAUCAAAGACUGAGACCAAGAAGAACAAAGCUCUACGUGACUGCUUCUGUAAUCGUAUGCUUACUGCUUUCUGGGCUGGCAGUAUUUUUCUUAUUUCCUCGCUCUAUUGAUGUGGAAUACAUUGGAGUCAAGUCGGUUUAUGUCAGCUAUGAAGCACCGAGGCAUGUCAUAUAUUUAAAUAUUACGAAUACAUUGAACAUAACGAACAACAAUUACUAUGCUGUUGAAGUGGCAAACAUUACAGCCCAGGUACAGCUUUCAAAGACUGUUAUUGGGAAAGCACGGCUGAACAACAUUACUCACAUUGGCCCACUAGAUAUGAAACAGAUUGAUUACAUGGUACCUGCAAUUAUACAAGAUGAAAUGAGCUACAUAUUUGAAUUUUGUACCCUGCCCUCUAUCAAAGUGCAUAACAUAGUCGUAAUGAUGCAAUUGACUGUGACAACCUCUUACUUUGGCCAUUCUGAACAAAUAUCUCAGGAGAGAUACCAGUAUGUUGAUUGUGGUGGAAACACGACUUAUCAUCAGGGACAGACAGAAUAUCUAAAUGUCCUCCAGCCACCCCAAUAAAAACAACAGUUAAGGCUUACAUGGAGGAAGAAGAUGGCUGUUGGUUCAUCAGUACUGAACUUUGAUCAUAUUUGGUACUACAACUUAAUAGGGUAUAUGGGUGUAUGUAUAUAGUUUAGCUGUUCUAAAUGCUUUGAGACAUGAGAAGAAAAAGAGCAAAUUGUAUAUUAUCAGAAAUGAGAACUCUUUCCUCCACUUUUAAUGUGUAAUUAUUCUGUCAGAGUGCAGGAAGAAAAUGAAUCUUAGAUCAGUGAACCUGUAAUUUUCAUACAUGGAUUUGCAACAUCAGCGUGCAGCCACAUAAUUAUAUAAAAGACACUUGGUCACUAACAAGUAUUAUCUUUGAAAACAAGUUGAUUACAAAAUGGUUAUUUUAGUUAUGAUUAUUUCAUUCAGAUGAAAGCCUAUACCUCUGAUGUUUAGCUGUGUUAAGGUAUUAUUUUAUUUGCAUUAUCUAUAUGCUACCUUAUAAGGUUCUUGAGGCAGUGUACAAUAAUAAAACAACCAAUAAAAGUCCAUUCAAGCCAACAAAACAUAAAACGAUAAAAACAGGGACUAUUAUGAUUUAAAAUCAUUUGGCAGCAAACAAAAAUAGGAUAUAUCUAAAUGUGGUUAAUUUAAAAUUAAUGCAGUAGCAACAAAACCCAAGCAAUCAAUUAUUAAAGAAAUAAAACCAGCCAUACACAGAUGGGGGGAAACCCUGGUCAUAAAUGGCUUGGAUACUAAAAAGCAUUUUAACUGAUGCCUAGAAUUGAGUGCCAGAUGUAGUGGGGAGGGAAUCCUAAAAACAAGGUGGCGUUGCUUGAAAGGCUGUUUUCCUUAUGACCAUGCAUCUGAUUUUGCAAAUGAAGAGUACUAACCAGAUGCUGAUAUUAGAAGCUAAUAAUUGCUUUCACAACCAUACACCAGUUUUUGCUGUACCAGAAUUUUCUUACAGAUUCUGUUACAGGUGAAAACUUGACACAGCCUUAUUUCCACAAACCUUUCUGAUCUGCCUGCAGUCUGUUAGUAGUCUGGAGAUGUAAAUACCGUGUUAUAUAUAUCUACAGAAUAAUGAAUGCAGGAUAGGAGGCAACAGAACAAAAUAGAGUUUGCCUGUAAUGUAUAAAUUUUUAUGUUGGGGGAAAAAGCCCAAUAUAUACAAAUCUUUGCCGUAGUGAAAAGUGAAACAUUAUUUUAUAUAUUUAAUAUGAUUGCCAUAAUGCUUCAAAUUUUGUUUCUGUUUUAAGAUUCCUUAAUUGCCACCAGGGUAAUACCUGACUGUAGACUCUUGACAGCUUUAAGGGAAUUCGGAGUCAAAAUUUAGCAUGCCCCCACCACCACCACUAUACUUACCUUUUUUUCACUUUUCAGGUAUGGGAAUUGAUCUAGAACAAAGACAAAAUUGUCCUUUAAAAGCUCACAUAACAUGAGGUUGGUUGGAGCUACAGUAUAAUUACACUUGGCAUUAUCUUAGUACUGAACUGAAUAGGGAGGUCACUGGUGUGGUGCUAGGGCCGUUUGACUUACUUCCUCCCAUGCUAGUCCAGGAAGUGUUGAAAGGAAACUGUUGUGUGGUUAGACCAGCAGGGGUGGUUACUUCCUGGGCUGGCCAUGUUUAUAUGCUAAGCAACACUUGUUUGCCUAACCCAUUUUGUGAGCCCUUUUGCUUAUUACUGAAAUGGUAGGCAGCAGGUCCACCCAUUCUGUAACAGCUUCUGGGUCAUUCAGGUUAUGUUUGUAUAGGGAUGGAUUGAAGUUGCAUCCACCUGGUAAGAAAGUGUUUUGUUAUUGCACAGUUUCAGUAUUUUUCAGUUCACUGCAUUUUCAUCCGUAUGAGUGUCUGCUUUUUCCAAUUCAUUAAAAUAAAAGCCCUGUUCUAGUAGAAUAUAAAGUGAUCACGAACAGUUUUAAAACUCUGGACCAUGUUCCCCCAAGUUAAGCAAUCAUAAAGUAUAAGUAUGGAGAAAAAAAAUAAGCACUGUUAAACUUUAAAAGAAAACAAAGUUCAUGAAUGAAUAGCUAAGGGUUUGACACGACCAACCACUUAACAAGAAAGGUGAGAGUUUGACUGCAAAUGGUAAUGAUAUUAAAUGGGUGCAUUCUACGGCCAACUUUAUUUCAGUGGCUGAUCUUAAAAGACAAGUCCUUAAAGAACCUUGUAAGACUCACAGCAUGUUUGUUUGACCAGAAAUGAUCUGUAUAGAAAUUGCUCUCCCCGCCCCCCCCCCCCCACUUUUUGGUUCAUAUGGGAUGAUAUAUAGAUUUCUAGAAAAUUGGAAGUUGUAUUCUGUAUCACAAUUCAUCUUUUAUGUUCUGCCUAUGGAAAACGUUCUGGAAUUCGUUUUGUAAAUAUUAACUAUUUAGGUCACUUUUAUUUUGAUUAUCUGAUGUUACAUUGUUGAACAAAUUCUGUUACCAGCUUGUCUUACAGCUCUCAUUCUGUAACAGAAGCAUUUUGCACUUUGAAUGAAAGUUGGCUGGAUAAAAUUCAGCAGUCCGAGAACUGCAUUGUAGUACCACUAAAUGUGCUUUUUGAUGGAAAAUGAAUAAUUUAGAGAGUGUUAAUUAGGUAGUAUGUUAACUUAAGAGAUCAUUUGGGUAUAAUUAAAAUACAAUCAUGAUUAUUUUACACCUCUUAAAGACUAGCAUUUAGACAGUCUAUAAAAUUUAACAUUCCAAGACUACUCUUGCUUUCUGUAACAAUACAUUUUGAGAGGUUUAACUGCACUUGUAGUAUAUAUGAGCGUGUGGUGUUAACAUUGCUGUACUUUAAUUUAUAACUAACUGUUGCUGCUGAACUUUUACUUCAGACAUGCUUUGAUACAGUUUAUAUAAACCGCCAGUGAAGCAAAACCCUUACAAUAUUCUGAGAUGUCAAUGUGCUGUGUAAAGCAUGGGCUAAUCUUUUAGUUUAAUUGGGAAAGCCAUUUUUUGUUGAAUUGAGAAAGUGUCUUUAAGGUAAAAAGAGUUGGACAAAGCUAAAGAGCGUAUUAAAUGCUGUGUAGAAAGAAUCAAA